GCUCGGCACGGAGCGGCUCGGCCCGGCGCGGCGCGGCGGGCGCGGGGGAUGGAGCCCUUCCUGGGCUGCACCGGCGCCGCGCUCCUGCUCUGCUUCAGCUACGCCGGCCUGCGCCCGGUGGAGGCAGACAGCCCAUCGGCUCCAGUCAAUGUCACGGUCAAACACCUGAAAGCCAACUCCGCUGUUGUGACUUGGGAUGUUCUGGAAGAUGAAGUUGUCAUUGGAUUUGCAAUUUCCCAGCAGAAGAAGGACGUGCGGAUGCUGCGCUUCAUCCAGGAGGUGAACACCACCACCCGCUCCUGUGCCCUCUGGGACCUAGAGGAGGACACUGAGUACAUUGUGCAUGUCCAGUCCAUCAGCAUCCAAGGCCAGAGCCCUGCCAGUGAGCCAGUCCUCUUCAAGACCCCCAGGGAAGCUGAGAAACUAGCCUCUAAAAAUAAAGAUGAGGUGACAAUGAAGGAGAUGGCGAAGAAAAACCAACAGCUGCGAGCAGGGGAAAUUCUCAUCAUUGUUGUGGUGUUGUUUAUGUGGGCAGGGGUGAUCGCCCUGUUUUGCAGACAGUACGAUAUCAUCAAAGAUAAUGAGCCAAAUAACAGCAAGGAGAAAGUCAAGAGCGCCUCGGAGAACAGCACUCCCGAGCACCAGGGCGGCGGGCUCCUCCGCAGCAAGUUUCCAAAAAACAAGCCCUCAGUGAAUAUCAUCGAAGCGUGACAGCCUGCCAUCUGAAAGACGGACUCCAUUUCUCACUCUCACUCUCUGCCUCUGAGCCUUGAUGACUGGGGAGGUGAAAUAAUGUUGGAGCAAUUUGGAAGGAGACCCAGCGAUUGUCACUUGAUGGCAUACACCUCCUUCCUUGUCUGUGUUCAGCAAAACAUCUGGCCAGUAAGAAAAAUCAUGAAAAAAAAAAAACCUGAAACCUGAACAAACAAUUGGGAUGGAAAAGCAUCAGUGGGACAGCUGCUGCCGGUGAUCCUGCACUGGACUCGUGAAUCACCUGGGCUGGAGCAACUUCUCACACACCCCUCUCCACCUUGGCACUCCGUCUUCUGGAACAACCUCCUUGUCCUUGGAAAUGUACAAGAUUUUGAUGUAUCUUUAUUUUGUCUCACUGUCACUACAUCUUGACAGUAUCAGCGUGAGCUCAGGCAUCAGUCACUGUCACUCCUCUCCGAUCAAGAAGGAAGGCAAGAUCAUCGCAGACACGAGUAGCAACCAGAUUUUGGCUGCUGUGUGCUCUUGGCUUGCUUUGUUCCAUUGAUAUGUAUCAUGUAACACGUCUUACAGGUGGGUUUUUAAAACAAACAAAAAAGUCAUAGCCCAGUUUCCAUUCCUACUGUGAGAACUUCCCUGGUUGUUCUCCAGUUAGGCUGCAGCUCAUGACUCCAGUAUUUCUGUGUCUCCUGUCUCACGCUGGUGUUCGUCAUUGCAGAUACUCGGGGCACUCCAACCACUUUGGCACAGACCAGUACGAGGGGACACCAGAAGCCCCUCUUCAGCUUCCAGGAUAAUUUCAAACAUUUUCUCCAUGG
This is a messenger RNA of Cygnus atratus (black swan), 1529 nucleotides long. RefSeq names its product fibronectin type III domain containing 5 (gene FNDC5). The coding region runs from base 49 to 711 and encodes 220 amino acids. The transcript is spliced from 6 exons. NCBI's taxonomy places the organism in Eukaryota, Metazoa, Chordata, Aves, Anseriformes, Anatidae. The record is from RefSeq and is a predicted model, not a curated record. Gene Ontology annotation, molecular function: protein binding. Gene Ontology annotation, biological process: positive regulation of brown fat cell differentiation.